Messenger RNA from Peromyscus californicus insignis, 681 nucleotides. It is a transcript of the gene Fmr1nb, whose product is annotated as FMR1 neighbor. The record is from RefSeq and is a predicted model, not a curated record. The coding region runs from base 1 to 681 and encodes 226 amino acids. The transcript has 6 exons. Lineage: Eukaryota; Metazoa; Chordata; Mammalia; Rodentia; Cricetidae.
AUGCCUUCGAAUCUCAGGCCAAAGCAGGGGAGAAAUAGAUCCAAGAACCGGACUUUCCUCCAUGGAGCACGUUGGAAGAUAGCAGUUGCUGAUAGCCGGUACAGAAGAAAGAAUCCUGCCCUCAGGGUGUAUCCAGGAGCUCCGGGUUCUGGCCAGAGGGUCAACAUGGCGGCUGGCCCUCAGUUUGGCUUCUGUUCUGCAGUACGUCAGUGUUUGCAAAAUAUGUGGGCCCACAGGCACUUGGGCCUGUUUUUGCUUUUGCUCUGGACUCUGGUGAUCCUGUUCUAUCUUGUGAGCACUGAUUCUGUGUCUCCAAAAGAGAAAUUGCAAAGGCACAGUAAAGCUCCAGAACGUGGAUCCAACUGGGAAUUUCUGUUGAACUUUUUCUUUCCAACAAGAACUGACAUAGCGAAAGCAUGCAUCAUAAGGGAGAAUCAGGAGGUAGUGGCUUGUAAUAAGCAGCCGUAUCUUAGCAAGACUGAAUGUUUAAGAUUCAAGUGCUGCUUUUCAUCAUCUGGGACCAAAAUGAGGUGCUACGCCCCACUAAGAGAUAAGCCCACACAGAUGCUCCGGGUGUUUGGAUUCGCUGUGACCAGCAUGAUAAUCCUGGGAUUUCUUCCUAUGUAUUGCUGCUCUCUUUGCCAGAGGAGAUCCCCACCCACUGAAGCAGAAUGGGUGUGA